Molecule: messenger RNA, 705 nt
Organism: Puntigrus tetrazona (Sumatra barb)
Lineage: Eukaryota; Metazoa; Chordata; Actinopteri; Cypriniformes; Cyprinidae
Exons: 6
Coding region: 148-705 (185 amino acids)
Biological process (GO): regulation of transcription by RNA polymerase II
Cellular component (GO): nucleus
Molecular function (GO): DNA-binding transcription factor activity, RNA polymerase II-specific
Source: RefSeq, a predicted model, not a curated record
AACCACUGAUAUAAAGGCUUCUGUGAUAGCAAGUGAUCAGGUGUGCAGGCAGGUCUGCUGAAAGGUGUGGUUAAGUGGAGCGUGUAAAUCUGUAUCUGACUGACAAGAGAGAAAAAGAAAGUCAUAGACGCAGCGAGCACAAGAAACAUGGAAACUAUGGACAUCGGAUUUUUCACAGAUGAGCAGUUGUUCAUUUUUUUCUGCCAAAACAAGACAAAGAUGUCUACAAUAGAAGAGCCGUUGAUGUUUCUAAGACAUCUCAAGGACAACAGACUCAUUAAAGAUGAGCUUUACAACACUACUAAAGAUGAUGGUGUGUAUUGUGCAUUGGAACACAUUGAAAAAAAUGGAAAGAAAAAUGUUAGAAGAUUCUGGCGAUGUGUGUCCCAGGAGCACAUCUUACAACGUUACUCUCUACUCGAUGAAGUCACUAAAGCUCUGAUGAACUCUCUUGAGAGCCAGCCAAACAAAAAAAGAAGAGAAAGAGCUGAGGAUCAAGGCACAGGAAAAGAAGAAGAGGUUAAAAAGCGAAGGACAGAGAGCCACUCUGUGUCUGACCAAGCUGGACCAUCAUCACAAAGCUCUAGCACCACAGAUAAAGACACGAGGAGAGAUCUUCCCAGCCCUCCAGACUCCAGUCCAAAAGAGGAUCUCUGGAACAUACAUAAUAAAAAGUCAAGAUGGCUGAAGCAUAUAGUAAAAUAA